Molecule: messenger RNA, 1188 nt
Organism: Penicillium canescens
Lineage: Eukaryota; Fungi; Ascomycota; Eurotiomycetes; Eurotiales; Aspergillaceae
Exons: 6
Coding region: 1-1188 (395 amino acids)
Source: RefSeq, a predicted model, not a curated record
AUGGUUGAUACUCAUCUACAGAAUUCUGCGCUGGGGAUUGUGAUUGCCUUCCCCAUUUUGGCUGGAAUCGCUGUCCUCUUGAGGCUCUGGAGUCGCCACUUAUCACGAUCGGCACUCACCAGUGAUGAUUACUUGAUCACGGUGGGAUAUAUUCUCGCCGUUGUCCAAUCCGUCACCUCAUGGUAUUAUAUCGAAACCAACUACAUCGGGAUACACUACAACGAUAUUCCAAAAGACCGUGAUGUCAAGACGGGGUUCAUUUGGAACUAUGUCAACCAGCUGGUCUACAAUCCCGCCUUGACCGUCGUGAAGCUGUCCAUCUUGUUAUUCCUGCGCAGGCUGGAAUCUCGGUCGCGCGUGGUCAACGGCCUGAUCUGGGGCGCCAUGGCUUUCGUCGUCGGGCUCUUCAUCGCGACACUAUUCGUUGAUAUCUUCCAAUGUCGUCCAGUCGCCUACGUCUACGAUAUGUCGAUUCCAGGCGGCACAUGCAUUAACCAAGGCGGCUUUUACGUGUCGACUGCGGCGCUUAAUUUGCUCACGGACUUGGUGGUGCUGUCAAUUCCCAUAAUUAUCACUUGGAGCCUGCAGAUGCCCCUGCGACGGAAGAUUGCCGUCUGCGUCAUCCUAUGCCUGGGUGGAGUCGCAACCGCCAUCGGCGUCUGGCGCAUCGUCAUCCUAGCCCAGGUCUUCCUCACCCACGAAGUCAACCUCGACCCAACCUACAACAUCGGCUUCUGCAGCUCCGCCAUCGAAGUCAACGUCGCCGUGAUCACCGCCUGCGGCCCCUCCAUGAAAGCCAUCGCCAGUCGGUACCUCCCUCGUCUCCUUGGCACAUCCCGCCGCGAAACCUCCGGCUACGCCGCCGGCACCAGCGGCUCGCGCGGGCGAUUCCCUGGCUCGAAGCGAUUUACGAGCAACAAUCUGCACUCUACUGAGGACGACAGAUACGAGAUGGCGGACCCAAAUGCUAGGAAUACUGUGAGUAUUGGCCGAACCGGUAGCGGCCGCUUCGAUAUGCGCAAGUAUCGCCGGGGCGGGGAUAGUCCGAGUAUUAGCAGUGGUAGUGAGAAUGGGGUUGCGGGGAUUGUUAAGACGACGGAUGUGUCGGUUAAGUAUACUGUUGGUGAAGUGACGCCGGAUAAUCGGUCGCGGGAUGGGAAGCAUGCCAGUGUGGAUAGUUUUGUGUAG